Spinacia oleracea (spinach) is the source of this 1324-nucleotide messenger RNA. RefSeq names its product protein trichome birefringence-like 39. Gene Ontology annotation, molecular function: O-acetyltransferase activity. NCBI's taxonomy places the organism in Eukaryota, Viridiplantae, Streptophyta, Magnoliopsida, Caryophyllales, Amaranthaceae. Gene Ontology annotation, cellular component: Golgi apparatus. The transcript is spliced from 4 exons. Bases 65 to 1300 code for a protein of 411 amino acids. The record is from RefSeq and is a predicted model, not a curated record.
CCUACACCCCCGUUGACCUUAAUUCCCAUUAGAAACAAUAGCGUGUGAUCUGUCUUGACUCUUGAUGGAGCAGCUGAAGUCUUCCAUGACUGACACAUGGAAACUCUUUGCUCUUGGAAGCUUAUUUGGAUGGCUUGUUUUGCUCCUUUUUUUGCAACAAACAAACCACAAUAUUAACCUUUUAGCUAUUAGAAACCUUAUAGACCCUUCAAGUUUAAGCAUUAGCACCAUUGAACCAGAACACCCUAAUUUAAGCGAAAAACCGACAAACAAAAAGAAGAAAUGCAAUAUUUUUGAUGGAAAAUGGGUUUAUAAACCGGAUGGAAAUCCGAGUUAUGAUCCACUAAAAUGUCCAUUUGUUGAAGAGAAAAUGAGUUGCAAAAAGAAUGGAAGGCCAGAUCUCGCAUAUGAAAGAUGGAUAUGGGAGGCUACAGAUUGUGAGAUACCGGUGAUUAAUGGGACAUACAUGGCAGAAAAGUUAAGAAACAAGAGGGUGAUCUUAGUAGGAGACUCAUUAAACAGAAACAUGUGGGAGUCUCUUGCUUGCAUACUCUACUCCUCCAUUCCUUCAUCUAGAGCUAUUGUUUAUGACGAGAGUAGUGUCCCGGUCAUCACAUUGAAAGCAAAGGAUUAUAACUUCACGCUUGAAUUUUAUUGGAGUCCAUUUCUAGUUGAGUUUAACCUAAACCAUAAGGAAACCGGCAAAAAGGUGCUUGUUCUUGACAAGCUUUCACCUAAUUUCGAACGUUGGUCAGGGGCUGAUAUUAUGAUAUUCAACUCAGGCCAUUGGUGGGCUCAAACGGGAAAAUAUAAAAGGUAUGACUUCCUUGAAUACGAAGGAAAACUGAUAGAAGAUAUGGAAGUAGAGUUAGCAUAUGAACAAGGCAUGAAAACAUGGCGAAAAUGGAUCGAAGAAAACGUGGAUCCAAAGAAAACAAGUGUAUUUUUCAGGAGUAUAUCAACAGAACAUAAAUCAUCGAAACAAUGGUGCUAUAAUAAAACUCAACCUAUAAAGGAUGAGUCUUAUGUAUCGUAUUACCCAGAAUCACUGGUCCAAAUUAUAGAGAAGAUGGUCAAAGAGAUGAGCAAAUCACAAGUAAGGUACUUGAACAUUACAAAAUUGUCCGAGUAUAGAAUAGAUGCACAUCCAUCAAUGUACAGGUAUAAAGAUUGGAGAAACCUUACAAAAGUAUAUGCGGAUAUUUUACCCGCUCAUGCUGAUUGUAGUCAUUGGUGCCUUCCUGGAGUUCCCGAUACUUGGAAUAGAUUAUUGUAUGUUUCUCUUUUCUUUAAUCCAUAAUCAAACGUUUUGCUUUUAGAGAGA